This is a messenger RNA of Aplosporella prunicola CBS 121167, 1560 nucleotides long. RefSeq lists its product as uncharacterized. Gene Ontology annotation, molecular function: transmembrane transporter activity. Gene Ontology annotation, biological process: transmembrane transport. The record is from RefSeq and is a predicted model, not a curated record. The coding region runs from base 1 to 1560 and encodes 519 amino acids. Gene Ontology annotation, cellular component: membrane. Lineage: Eukaryota; Fungi; Ascomycota; Dothideomycetes; Botryosphaeriales; Aplosporellaceae. The transcript has 4 exons.
AUGGGCGUCAAUGAGGAGACGCUGCGCCAGCACGAGCUGCAGGCCGAGCUGCAAGAGGCCCUGCGCAACUACACGCCUGGCACCGCCGCCGAGAAGAAGCUGCUGCGCAAGAUUGACCUGCGCUUGAUGCCUGUGCUGUGGAUCAUGUAUAUCCUCAACUAUGUCGAUCGCACCAACAUUGGCAAUGCCAAAACGGCCGGCAUGGCUGAUGCUCUCAACCUCGACGACCAGCGCUACGCAUGGGUCAUCUCCAUCUUCUUCUUCGGCUACCUGCUCUGCGAGGUCCCGUCCAACAUGAUCCUGUCGCGGACGAAGCCAUCGUGGUUCCUCCCCGGCAUCAUGAUCGUGUGGGGCGCCCUCAGCGCCGCCAUGUCCGCCUCCAAGACGUACGGCGCCAUGCUCGCCUUCCGCUUCAUCGUCGGCUGCAUCGAGUCGGGCUUCUUCCCCGGCGUGCUCUACCUGCUGAGCUGCUGGUACACGAGCGCGGAGCUAGGCAAGCGCUUCACCAUCUUCUACACCGCGUCCACCCUCUCGGGCGCCUUUGGUGGGCUCCUCGCUGGCGCCAUCACCGACCACCUGCACAACGCGCACGGCAUCGCGGGGUGGCGCUGGCUGUUCAUCGUCGAGGGCGUCGCGACGACGGGCGUAGCCAUGAUUGCCAUCUUCAUCCUGCCCGACUACCCAAGCACGACGGCGGCCCUCACUCUCGAAGAGCGCCAACUCGCCACCAUCCGCCUGCUCGCCGACGGCUCCUCGUCCUCGUCCAACUCCUCCAAAGACGACGACUCCUCGGCCGCCCGCCUCUCCCACCGCGAGGCCUUCAUGGCCGCCGUCGUCGACUACCGCACCUGGUACUUCCUGAUCAUGAUCGUGCUCAACGUCGGCGCAGGCACAAUCUCGUACUUCAUCCCGACGCUGACCGAAACGCUCGGAUACAAAGGCGCAACCGCGCAAUACAUGACAGUCCCCGUGUACAUCGUCGCGGCGGUCAUCGCCAACUGCGCCGCCUUCAGCGCCGACCGCCUGCACGAGCGCCGUCUGCACGUCGCGACCUUCUACGCGCUCGGCUGCGCCUGCGCCAUCGUCUGCGCCGCCGUCACCCAGCCCAUAGUCCGCUACGUCAUGCUCUGCUUCACGGCCGCGGGCAUCUGGACCGCGCUGCCCAUCGCCCUCACCUGGAUCAGCCAGACGAUGGGCGCACCGGCCGAGAAACGCGCCAUCGUGCUCGCGCUCGUCAAUGCUUUCGGCAACCUCAGCUCGGUGUACGGCUCGCGCAUCUGGCCCGAUAGCGAUGGGCCCAACUACCCUAUUGGCUGGGGCGUGACGGCGGGGUUUUUGGGCGGCGCUACCGUCCUCGCUCUGCUUGCGCCCCUGGCGUUUAGAGCGCCGGUGAGACGCACCCCGGCCGAGUUGCGCAUGGUCGAGGCGUUGGGGCAGGGGGGUGCUGCUGGUGAGGACAGGGGCGCGGUUGUGCGUGAGGGGGAUGGAAACGGGGAUGAAGAAGCUGCUGCGCCUGCUGCUGCUGCUGCUGUUGCUGCGGGGGUAGGGGCGAAGCUUUAG